This is a messenger RNA of Manihot esculenta (cassava), 1115 nucleotides long. RefSeq names its product 26.5 kDa heat shock protein, mitochondrial. Gene Ontology annotation, biological process: response to heat. The coding region runs from base 295 to 978 and encodes 227 amino acids. Lineage: Eukaryota; Viridiplantae; Streptophyta; Magnoliopsida; Malpighiales; Euphorbiaceae. The transcript has 2 exons. The record is from RefSeq and is a predicted model, not a curated record.
UGAAAAAAGUGGCAAAGGGGGAAAGACGUGGCAUCAGGAUCAUGCUCCUCUGGAACACUCCUAGUAUAUGAAUAAGUCCAAGAACCUUCUCCUUUUUGGACAUGUAAAUCCUUUCUGCUGACGUGACACCACCUCCCAGAAACUCUUAGACCCUUCUCCAACUGUCCUCACCCAUUUUCCUCAGCUCCAGCUCUCCCUUUAAAUCACCUUCCAACUACAACAAUCGAAAAUAAUAAAACCCAUCUUUCUUCGACUGAAUUUCUUGCGAGCUUGAGCAACAGCAAGUUACUAAGAAUGACUUUGGCACGUCUGGCUUUGAGGAACUUGUCUCAAAGGCUUAGCUCCUCAACUUCUUGUGUCACUAAGAGGAGUGGCGUUGAUAUGCAAAGGCAAAAGUGGAAUGAUGAGUUGUUGAAGAGGUUUAUGGCAACGGCUGGUGAAACUUCUGACGGUAAAGAAAUUGCUGUAAACGACGGCAACAAGAAGUCUAAACUUUUUCCUCGGAAGAAAGGCAGGAGAGGCCUCUGGAGGAGCAAUGGCCGAGAAUUUGUUCCUCAGCUCUAUGAGUUCUUCCCCUCAGGGUUAGGAAAUGCACUGUUGCAAGCAACAGACAACAUCAACAGGCUGUUCGAAAAUCUGAACCUAUCACCUACAAACCUCAUGGGCCGCUUCAAAGAGAAAGAUGAAUGCUACAAACUGAGAUACGAGGUUCCUGGUCUGUCGAAAGAGGAAUUGAAGAUCACCAUUGACGAUGGGGUCCUGACUAUAAAGGGAGAGCACAAGGAAGAAGAGGAAGAAGGAUCUGACGACGAGCACUGGUCAAUGAGGAGCUAUGGAUACUACAACACCAGUGUGUUGUUGCCUGAUGAUGCUAAAGCUGAUGAUAUUAAGGCUGAGUUGAAGAAUGGGGUUCUUCAUAUUACCAUUCCAAGGACUGAACAGCCUAAAAAGGAUUUGAAGGAGGUCCAAAUCCAUUGAUUUCUGCUUCUCUGCAUGUGCUCUGUCUAAUUAAAGCUUGUUUUCUCUUUUCUCUCUUGUCGUUUUGAGGUCAUAUGCUUGCCGUUUUCACAGAUUUAGGCUGUGUGACUGAAUAAACUUUGAGUUUUCUUGUAGAA